Symbiodinium natans is the source of this 189-nucleotide messenger RNA. NCBI's taxonomy places the organism in Eukaryota, Dinophyceae, Suessiales, Symbiodiniaceae. The record is from the annotation of a GenBank genome assembly.
GCAAGCCCGAUGGCUUUGUCCAGCCUGGGCCCAUUUGCCUGUCCACGCCCCGCCGACGGGCCUUUUGCGUUCACAUGGGGAGGCCAGGGGAGCUAUUUGCGCAGCGGCCGAUAGUGGGCGAAGCCGGAUACAAGGUCGUUGAGCUGGCGCUUCCUGCUGCGCCGCUGCUUGUAGCCCUGAAGAUUCCAA